Asterias rubens (European starfish) is the source of this 1546-nucleotide messenger RNA. RefSeq lists its product as uncharacterized. The transcript is spliced from 3 exons. Gene Ontology annotation, molecular function: cyclin-dependent protein serine/threonine kinase inhibitor activity; snRNA binding. Gene Ontology annotation, biological process: negative regulation of transcription by RNA polymerase II. NCBI's taxonomy places the organism in Eukaryota, Metazoa, Echinodermata, Asteroidea, Forcipulatida, Asteriidae. The record is from RefSeq and is a predicted model, not a curated record. Bases 238 to 1119 code for a protein of 293 amino acids. Gene Ontology annotation, cellular component: cytoplasm; nucleus.
UGGUAAACGUUUCUCAAUCGCGCAUUUACUGUUCAGAUAGCGUUGAGUGUAGACGUGUUCGACGUGCAGAAGAAUUAUCCACACACUCGUUAGCUAUUUUGUUCGUUCGAAUCCUCCUACAAUCGAAAGAAAAACUUCUCAAGCACUCGACCAACAACAAUUUCAUCAGUUUGUAACUUUUUAAAUCGUUGCAGAGAGAAUUCUCAUCACAAAUCCAAAGUGUUGUGUGAUUUUGAAAUGGAAGACCACAUUGCGCAAUCUACGGAGGGAAACUGUUGCAUGAAACCGCGUGAACACCCAUUUUUAGACAUGGACUUCGGCUUCGGGGGGUGUUUAAAAUCAGAAGUUGAAGUAAAAACACAUGAAAACGUAAUGGUAUCUUCCUGUGCCAAUGAAUUGGUGGACGACGAGGUUCGGCGAUCGCGGAAGAGGCGUCACCGACGGGGGAAAAGCGUCCACAAACACCGGUUCUCCAAACACCGACGCGACCUUCUCGCCCGUGCUCUACUACGGGGCGGCAACAACCACAGAGUACUCGGUGCACCACGUAACGAUAACGAUUUCCUCAUGAGUCAGUACAUCGAGGGGCUGCAUGUUGUUGACGAAACACACAAUCCUACAUCCAACGGCCAUCCUAGACUAGCCGACCCAACUAAGUUAGACCCUACCGGUUUCUUCCCCGAGGAUGAUGACAUUCCACGGCAUCAUUUCAGCCCAAACAGCUCGCCCGGGAGUGGGAGUUACAGCCCCACAACCUCUGGAAGUAUCUACUCAGACUACAGCAGUUUACCGAGCUCCCCCGAUGACUUGAACCAUGGAGGCUUGAACCAGUAUGACAAUCCACACCCAACAUCACAACCUCAUGAAGAAGAUGCGGCUGCUAAGGUCGACUCAUACAACAGAGGCAUCGUCAUAGAUGGGACGGAUGCAGAUUUCCUGCAGAGAAACUUUGAAGAGGAGUACAACAACAACAUCACCAGGGGUCUUCAAGAAGCAACGAAAGAAGAACUCAUCUCCAAAUGCAUGAAGUUGACGGAGAAGCUGAAACAGUUGGAGCAGAGAAAGGUCUUGAGAUUGAUCCCGUCGGAUGUCUCGAGAGAGCCCCGAUUCUCCUGCUAAGAAGACUCCACAGAGGAUUUGUUGUCAAGUCUUUUGGGAAAUCUCUGCUGAUAGAAAUGGACAGACUUGAAAGAGUUGGGUUUUGUGCAAGAACGAACAUCAGUUGCUGCUCAACCUUGCUUGCAAGAAUGUGAGAACUGCAUCAUCAUCUCCGUGGCAACGCAGGGCUGCUUCGACCUGUCUGGGACUGCUCAUACUGUUGACCUCAUUAGGUCAUCUGGGUGAGAACAGAGUUCCAGGUGGUGAUGGAUGAGACAUUUGAUCUGGUGACGGAGUCAGUCGUGCUAAAACGGUACAUCAGUUUGACCCUCCUCUGUAAAAGUUGUUGUUAUUAUGUUAAUCGCUCACAAUUAAAGGCCCUGGACACCAUUGGUAAUUACUCAAGAUAAUUGUUCGCAUAAAAACUUACUUGGUAAUGAGCGAUGGA